Paramecium octaurelia is the source of this 2774-nucleotide messenger RNA. The record is from the annotation of a GenBank genome assembly. NCBI's taxonomy places the organism in Eukaryota, Ciliophora, Oligohymenophorea, Peniculida, Parameciidae.
AAAUGAGUGAGGAUAUAUUAAGCAAAAGUAAUAUGGGUGAAUUUGGAGAAGUAUAUUUUCAUUUAGAUUUUUAUUUAGGACUUUGAUCAACAACUCUAUGAAAAAUGUGAACAAUUUUGCUAAAAAUUGAGACGAACAAAUUAAUAGCUCUAUAAGUUCGAAUUAAUAUCAAUUUUAGACAAUUUUCCAAUAUUGUUAAUUAAAAUAGUAAAGUUGCUAAAGAGUAAUUGGGAUAAAUGUUAAGUGAGGAACCAGAAAUAUUAAAGGAAGUGAAUACCCUUUUGGAAGAAGAUGUCAAAUUCAAGACUCAAAAAGAAAAAUUGACCGAGUUUAUCACCAAUGAAAGCAACAAACCCAAGGCACUGGAGACGAUAUUGAAAUAAAUCUAAAAUGGACAUUUAGAUGGACAUCAAAACAAAGAUCAUAUCUUGGAUUUAUUUAGCAAUGAGCCACAAUUACAAUAAUAGUUCUUGUAGAGUUUCAAAAAGAAGCAUGACUAAAUUCAGCCAAAAAAAAAAGUUGAAGAAAAUAGAAAUUAUUUUUAAAAACUAUUGGAUAAGAAUGGAGUAGUAGACAUGGUAAGACUUAUAUUAAUAUAUUAGAAUGAAUUACUCUUUUGGGAUAAAUUUAGAAUGAGGGUAAUUCAAUAGUAUCCGAAUGAUUUUCAACAAUUUAUGAAUGAAUUUAUGAAGAUUAUACAUCUAUAUUCUGAAUGCAUUAUAACUUAGAUGGAAGUGAUGGAAUUAAUCAAUUAGUAAGAAUGGUUAGAGACUGAAUACAUUGAUGAGAUUAGGUCUAUGUUGUCAACAAGAGUGAUAGCUCGAAGAAUACAAACACCUUUUUUUAAACCUUUGAAAGAUACAGAUUUUGCUUAAGUUGACAGAGUAACAAGGUCAUAUGUCAGAAUGCCUAUUGGAUAUGCAAAGGCUAAUAAUAACUAAGAAAUCCUAAACCACUCUUGGGUAUCGGUGCCAUUUGGUUCUGAGGACCAAUCAUUCUUAAUUAUGAGAAAAAAUACUUUUGAAGAACAGCUUUUUAAAAGCGAGGACGAAAGGUUUGAAUUUGAUGUCAAUAUUUAAUAAAUAAAAAGAACCAUAAAUUUAUUAUAAGAAAUAAUCGAUGGUAAUAAAGAGGAUCCAAUUUUGAUUGCUAAAGUAAUUGAUAUGAGAAUCUUACAAUAAUUAUAUCGAAAUUAAACUUAAGAUUAAAAUGAAGUGCUUUAGAUAUUUUAAACAAAGCCGACUGAAAGUGCUAAAAUCCUAAUAAAGAGGGUUAAAUAAAAGUUAAAUGAACUUAUUUCAGCAAGAAAUAAUAAAGCUAAAUAAAUUUGGGAAAAUGUCUCAUUAAAUAAUUUUCAUCGUUCCCUUGAUCACAGAUCAUUUUAUUUUAAAAAGAAUGAUAAAUUGGUCAUAAAUGGACAAAGAUUCGCAAGAGAAAUAGAAGAAUAUGCCAAAAAUGUCUUAAUAAAGCAUUUGGGAUCAAAAGAGCACGUAUUUGUCAAAAGAAAACAAGAUUAAAUAUAGUACACUUUUGAAAAUUCUUUUCUAAAUUCUCUUGCAUAAAUGACUAAUAUCAGACCUACUCUACCGAAACAAAUGCCAUUAAUAAGCUCUACAAAGGAUAAUAUUCGUUUUGCUCCAUUAAUUUCGUUGUGGAUGGGAAAUGAAUAAAUUUUAUAGGAAUGUGGUUAAUUUGUUAUUCAUUAUCUCCAAAUUAUGGGAGGUAACAAUUCUUUGGAUAAAAGAAAUGGAACAAUUUUAAUGAUCAAGUUAAUCAAUCACUUUUUUUAAGUUUCAAUGAAGCCUAUGCAAAUAUCGUAAUUGACAUUAAUAGAUACUAAAUUGAAAAAUGAGAUUUAAGAACUUGAAGUUUAUGAUAUUCAUUAUAAUCCAGAGGAUGCUUCAAUCUCAAUUCCUGCUAUAGAAAAUGAAUCCCCAGGUCUAUUUCUGAAUUUACAACCAAAAGUUAAGUCAACUACAUAUGUGACAUAAAAUCUCUACAUACUUUUGCGAUUUUUACAUACAAUCUAUCAAAGACUGGAAAUGGCUUAUGUCAUUAGUUAAUAAAAUAAACUAGGAUAAGAUAAGAGAUAUAAUUUAUUUAAAUCUGCUUUGUUUCUUUCAUUAAAGGCCAAAGACUUUAAAUAUGAAGAUCAUUUGCGUAGCUUAUUUGGAAAACAUGUAAAUAGAUUAUUAAUAACUUUAGGGUUUCAUAUUUUCAACAUUAGAAAAGGUUUUCCAUGAUGCUGCUAAGCAAUUAGCUGUUUGUGCUUCAGAUGUUGUAACAAUGUCAUAUUUUGAAAAAUCAGUAUCAGUAGAAGGAGAUCUUGAUAAAUACUUCUAAGUUGUAUCUAGCAUUGUAAACGGUGAAGGAAUUAAGGUUUCAGAUUUAGAAGCUUCUGUUUUUUGUAAGUUCUAAGAAUAAGCAGAAGAAGAAUAAUUGCUUAAAUUACAUCAGGCAUUUUCUAGGCAUAAACCAGAAAAGAAACCUAUCUAUAGAGUAAUUUGAUAGAUUAAUUUUAGAUUGCUUGUUGGCACAAAGCAUGCUUUAUUUCAAUUUUACCAGCAUAUGGAGGAUGCAAUUAAGAUAUCUGUAAAUCUUGUAAGUAACCUUUCUUAAUGAGGAACAUGAAAAGAGGUGAGAGAAGAAUGAUGAUCAAAAAUAGUAUUGAAUGGAUUGUUGAUGAGUUUAGCCAUUUUAAACCUAUCAUUAAUCAGGGAGAAGAUUAUUUAAAAUGUGUAUGAUUGUAAUACAAGGGAUAAUGAUUUUAAUUG